Messenger RNA from Fomitiporia mediterranea MF3/22, 3579 nucleotides. Its product is annotated as Pkinase-domain-containing protein. The transcript has 5 exons. Lineage: Eukaryota; Fungi; Basidiomycota; Agaricomycetes; Hymenochaetales; Hymenochaetaceae. Gene Ontology annotation, cellular component: nucleus; cytoplasm. Bases 393 to 3452 code for a protein of 1019 amino acids. Gene Ontology annotation, biological process: protein phosphorylation; intracellular signal transduction. The record is from RefSeq and is a predicted model, not a curated record. Gene Ontology annotation, molecular function: protein serine/threonine kinase activity; ATP binding.
UGCGCUCGUCGGCAAUAGCGAGCAACUCCUCUCGCCCCGCCGUCGUCACCGCUCACCGCCAGCUGCGCGCGACUUGUAUUUGAGUGUCUUGAGCAACGCCCGGGCCGACCCCGGCCACCUGUGUUGACCCCCGACCCGACACCUGAGCCGUCUCGUCAACACUCGUCCCGUCCGUGGCAUUCGCCGUCGCUCUCCUCCUUCGUCUUCGCCCACACAGACGCCUUCGACGCAGCCGUGCUCUCCCACUCCUUCCUUCUGCCGUACAUUGUCCUAACUUAAUAUUUUAUCUCUCCUUUUCAUGUCCGAUUAGUUCUCAUCCUCCCUCCGCCACCCCGCACCUGUCACGUAUCCUCUCCCAGUCUUAGGGCAAUGCUCGCCGAUCCAGUAGUAUCAUGUACGCAUCCUCAACCCAUGUCCAGCAGCAGUACAAUCCACAUAUUCCAAACGGCCAUACCCACACCCACCACACCCACCUACAACCAAAUGGGAAUCACCAUCCCCAUCCGACACCCAACCAUCGGCCCUCCGCCGCUGCGGCGCCGAAGGAGCCCAUCCGUGUCCAAGCAAUCCCCUCUAUUGUCGUCGAUGGCAGUCGACUCAUCCAUGGCGACGCCCAGAGUAGCUCCGAACGUUCCUACACACCGAUUAAGGUUGUGGGAGAUGGCUCCUUUGGCACCGUCUGGCUCGUUGAUUGGCACUCGACGCUCCCGCCGAAUACACCUCUAUCCCCCAUGCAAUGUGGCGCCGGUGCGAGACCGGAGUGGGCUGGGAAACGUUUGGUCGCAUUGAAGCGUAUGAAGAAAAGAUGGGAAGGGGGAUGGGACGAGUGCAGAAAACUGAAGGAACUUCAGUCAUUACGAGCCAUACCAUUUCACCCCAACAUUAUUCCACUGUACGAUUUCUUCCUGCUCCCGUCCACCAAGGAACUUUACUUCGUGUUUGAACCCAUGGAAGGCAACCUGUAUCAGCUGAUUAAGUCGAGGAAAGGACGUCCAUUGGCAGGCGGUCUCGUCUCCUGUAUCUUUCGGCAGGUCGUAUCGGGACUUCAUCACAUCCAUGCGAACGGCUACUUCCACCGGGACAUGAAGCCCGAAAACCUCUUGGUGACAACGACCGGUCUAUUCGAUUAUCGCAAUGUAUCGCCGUUAGCCGCACCUUCUGCCCCACCGGAAAAAGACGUUGUCGUCAUCGUGAAACUUGCCGAUUUUGGUCUGGCACGGGAAACAAAGAGUAAGCCGCCAUACACGGAGUACGUCUCCACGCGUUGGUAUCGUGCUCCAGAAGUGUUGUUGCGUAGUCGAGAUUAUUCGAACCCAGUUGACACUUGGGCACUUGGCACAAUCAUGGCAGAGCUUAUUAAUUUGAAGCCUCUUUUUCCUGGAGGAACGGAGAUCGACCAGGUUGCUCGGAUUUGCGAAAUCCUAGGAGAUCCGUCGGAUGAGUAUGGCGUAGAUGCACGUGGAGUUUCUAAUGGGGGCGGCAAAUGGCUGAGAGGGAUAAAGAUGGCACGCGCAGUAGGCUAUCAAUUCCCUAAGCUCAAGCCAGUGCCCAUGCAUUCCCUUUUUGACCGCAAUGUCCCACAUAGCUUAAUCCAGUGCAUUUCAGAUCUUCUCAAAUACGAUCCAGAUGCACGAUUGACUUGUCGACAAUGUCUGGAUCACUCAUACAUUAUGGAGACAAUGCCCGGUAACAUCCCACCCGGUCCGCAGGUGCCAAUUCAAAUCAGCGUUACCCCGUCACUCAAGCCAGCUUUGAGCAUGACCUCCUUGUCGCCUCGUACGGUGCCUCCGUCCCAUUCGAACUCUCCGUCCAACGCUAAACCGGCGUUCAAUGUCAACACGAACUCGCAUCGGAAACCAUUCUUCUCUCAGGCUACCGGACCAAUGUCACCGACUCCAGAUUUGUUGGAAGCCUUGCAAAUUCAGACCGACGAAUGCAUCACGUCUUAUAAUCCAGCACUACCGGGUUCUAUGUUUACAGGGGCGAAUCACAUACAAGGCACCUGGACAAACGGUACUGUGCAACUCCAGAAUGGGCAAGGAGAUGCAAUGGACGUCACACCCUCUUCGCCCCAACAUGUUCCACAGCAGGUACCCGAGCCUAUGGAGGUAUCGCCCUCUUCACAGGAGCUGCCCAAACACCUUCCCGGCACGGAGCAACCGCUGGCAGUGCCAUCUAUACAACAGUCACCGACCGGGUCGAAGCUAAAUCACCUGUUCAGGAGACCAGCGAGAUUAGGGAGGCUUAUGUUCGGAAACGGGGAGAAAGGACAGCAGCACGUGCUUCCUCCCGUGGACGAACUCAAUGUUGCAUCGUCUUCGUCUACGCCAUCGUUGAAGCGCACGCAAACGUCAAGCACAGACAGUCAUCCUGCAUCAGAGAUAUCCUCUAUUGGUGAACCAAUAGUUAUCGAACCACCACCUCCCAUGGACGCGAAGACACGUAAGAAGGAGGCUGAGCGUAUCGCAUUGGAAGCGGAGAAGGCUCGGCGUGCUUUGGCUGAGAAACGCAGUCGGGAACAAGCUAGGGCCGUCAUGCAAAAGCGUAGCCAGAUGAUUAAGCAGAAACACGGCUCCGACUUUGACUGGGACUCGGCUAACGCGACCCAAUUACUCGGUGUUCAGAAGCCAAAAUCCAAACAGCGCUCUGGCAUCGCACAGGCGUCAUCCUCGUCUGCGACUAUCAAUGCUGCUGGUGGGCGAUUCCGCGGUUCAAACGAGGCAACUAAUCCAAUGGAUUAUGAGAACCACCGUGAAGCCGAGCAUCGGACUAAAGCGAGGCGACGCGACCUUGAUGAUGAUCAUUCCAUGUCCUCGUCUGAUCUGCAAAGCAUCGGCAGGUUGUCUGUAAUGUCCUUUGCAACGGUUGAAAGUGACCCAAUCUCCACGAGGCUGCGGCAUCGACCAAGCCUCUUCGGCGUCACUCGCAUGCAAUCUGCUUCUUCCCUUCGAACGUCAUUUGGCGAUGAGUUGUCGAUAUCCGCUCACUCAUCCAAUUCGCCUUCGUUCGAGCAACAACUCGUAAGCGAUUUUGACUCAAGGGCUUCCAUGUCGUCAUAUGAUGCCGCACGGUCUUCAAUGUCCGAAGCAAGUUCGCCUUUGCCGAUGCACUCUCUGUCACUUUCUGGGCCGCAGCAGCAACAACAGUUGUUGAACCGACAGCCAUUUAUCACGUUGCCUAAUCCUCUCCCUCCGAUGCAGCAUCAAAGCUUUCGUGCACCCACCCCGAGUAGUCCUUAUGAAUAUGGGCAAUAUGGGCAGAUUCAGGCGCAGCCACCCAGCCCGGCAAUAGCGCCUCACUCUGCAAUAAACCCCAUGUUCAAAGUUCCACCAUUGCCUCCACGCACGGAAGACGGUAUCAACAUGCCGCACAGCCCAUUACCACCAUUCUCACAAUUGGAAUCGAUUGCUGAACCUCUACAACCUUUAGUAGUUCGGACUGAAGAUUCAUGACAACACUCGUUCGUUCUAUUUCUGUUCGCCUUCUGCAUUCCUGCGCAUAGUCACAGCUUUCUCUCGUUUUUAUCUUCGUUGUUUACCAUCUAAGUUUUUCUUCUAUUCUUUAAUCGCAUACUCGUUU